Messenger RNA from Haliotis rufescens (red abalone), 3223 nucleotides. RefSeq lists its product as uncharacterized. Bases 664 to 2718 code for a protein of 684 amino acids. The transcript is spliced from 7 exons. NCBI's taxonomy places the organism in Eukaryota, Metazoa, Mollusca, Gastropoda, Lepetellida, Haliotidae. Gene Ontology annotation, molecular function: zinc ion binding. The record is from RefSeq and is a predicted model, not a curated record.
UACUUUUUGGUCCCGACUAUUUGCUGUAGUUAUGCUGUAUAUAUGCUUAUAACGAACUACGGUUAUAACGAACUAAAAUUAGUAGUCCCUUUGAGUUCGUUAUAACCGUACUUUACUGUAUAUGUGCAUUAAUUUACAAUAAACGCUACAUGGCAUCUCUUUGCUUUCAGUGAGAUACAUGCGAUUUGUUUUGGGUUGGUUCUUCUUUUCCUUAUUUCGAAACAGUUCAUGGAAACAUAAUCGAGUUUGUUUAUAGAUUAGCUGUGAAAAAGUAUUAACAAUUUGAGAAAACAGGCAUGUUCAGCUAUUGAAUAAAAGGAAGGGUAAAAUAAACUAAGAACGAACAAUUGUUCGCCACUACAAAGAGCUAUGUCUUAUUUGCCACAUGGGUCUAGUCUGUUAAGCUAAUGGUCGGUAUCCCCGCUUUGAUAUGGUUGAAGUACGCCCGUGACGUAACAAGUACUCUCACCAAAAAAAGUGAUUUAUUUUGUACGCGUUGACACAUUUUGAUUUUACAACGCAUCGUUUACUACAGCCGUUUAUACGUUCUCUAUAAUAAGGGAGGUAACUCUAAUAAUCUAGCGCACUGUCCACGUCGAGGCUGUCAUGUCGCCAGAAGAUCUGCUGCUGUGUGGGUAGACCUCCCUGGAGCUGCUGUACAGAAUGGACCCAUUCCCCGUGUGUGUGGUUUGCAGAACAGCCUUCAGGUACAGAGGAGCACAACCACACCUGCUUCCCUGUCUACAUGCUGUAUGCCAGGCCUGUCUCAAGUCACCUGAAGUCACAGCUCUGGACUGCUCUAUCUGCUUGAAGAGUCAUGACUUAUGUGACACUGAUAGACAGUUCCCCGUUGAUGAGGUCGUCCUUGCUGAGGUCCUCCACCUGACCUCCAAACACCGACCAGCAGAGUUCCUGUGUACCAAUGAUGAGGAUUGGAACCAAGCUGUGUGUUGGUGUGGGGAGUGUGGGGACUUCCUCUGUGAACGCUGCCAGGUAUCUCACUCAAAGAUAAAAGCAACCAAGAACCACACGGUUCAAUGGAUGUCUGAUAUAUCCCAGACAACCAAAAGAUCACAACCUUUGUGUGAAAAACACAACCAACGAAUGGACAUCUACGACAAUGAUUGUGACUGUUUCAUUUGUCCACGAUGUUUUUACAAUGACCAUUCCAGUCACACAACCAAGAAAGCUGAUGAAUUUCUGGAGAAGGAAGAAGAUAAUCUGAAUGAGUACUUGAGGUCUUUAUCAACAAAACAGGAAGAAAUAGUUCGAUCCUCAGACAAGGUAAAUGAGCAAACUGAGAGUAUUGGAAGGAAAGCUACAUCCCUCCGAGAAACUGUUCAGCACACCUUUGCACAAUUAAAAGCUUUGAUAGAUCAGCGAGAGAAGGAGGUUCUUGUGGAGCUAGAUCAGCUUCUGGACUCCAUGAGGAACAUCAAUGACUGUCGACGUCCAUCCCUGAAGUCAACGGAAACCAGUUGUCUGACAGUCAUUGACUACAUCAACAAGAUUCUCCUCUAUGCCUCACCAUCCGACCUCCACAAACUGAAGAGUUCCAUCGCACAGGCGUUUGAGUCUUGUGUGGGUGUUGACAUUCCCACCGUUCACAAGUAUGAAUCGUCGGUGGCGUUCUCAAAGCAAGAAAUGCAACAUUUGAAAUCAUUAGUUUCAUCAUUCGGAAGUUUCAUGGUUCCUGAUGGCAAUGGUGAAGAGGUUCCUGAGUUUACCCCGGUUUGUUUAGCUCGUCAGAUAAACCUUGAAUCAACCAUAGCCGAACUACAAACACAGAAUACAGAAGCAUCAAAGGAAAUUACAACUCUGAAAUCCAUGGUUUCAAACGGCAAAGUUCUGGUCGAGGAACUCGGGGCAGUUAUGUCCAGGCUGAAAACGGUUGUUAUUCAGUUGGAUCCUGAUGGACAAGAAAAGGACAUGUUCCUUCACGUCAUCAAACCAAGAAGUGGACGGAGAAGCGGCACACGUGUACAUAUUAUUAAAUGUCCAACGAUGAUGUUUGAUUCUGACAGAGUGAACCGAAACAGAACACACAUCAAUGACGAAGGCCUUCUCAUCAACUCCACACAUCCUAAGUUUAGAAGAGAGAAGGCAGUUGACACCAGUGGGAAGAUGUUGAAGACCUACCAUGGUACCAGCAGCACCUCCCCACUGCCCUCUAGCGGCCUGGUGUACUGGGAGGUGGAGGCGGAUGUGAUGCUGGGCAGGCCACUGGGUGAUCGGGAACUUGUGUUGGAGAUGGGCCUGUGUGGUGAGGAGGUCAUGGACAAUUCCUUCUAUGUCGGCAACCAGCUCAAUUCAUCAAGUCUCUUUCUUACAGCUCAUGAGCAUUUGGGCGUGGUUCAGUCUGUUGUCAGUAUCAACACACAUCCUGACACGCAUGAGCAUUUGGGUGUGAUUGAGACUGUUGUCAGUAUCAACACACAUCCUCACACGCGAAUUGACACAGGCAUCGACAAUAAGGCUUGGACGAUGUUCAAGGUACGAUAUGGAAUUCUUGUCAAUGUCGAUGAAAGGAAAGUAACAUACAUUGACAAUGAAUGUCAACGCCGUUUGGGAUAUGGCAGCCUUGGUAAUGUGAAGAAGGGUUCUACAAUAUGGCCACUGUUUGGGGUUUAUGGUAAUGCCAUGAUAGUUGCAUUGAAGUUGGUGUGUGGCCAGAAGGUGCAGAUGAACGAUUGGAAGAAGGAUUUGCUUGUGGAAUAAAAUUCAUUUGAAGGCACACCAAAUUAAACCCCAGAGACAAUGCUCCAAUAAUUUGAAACAUUUGAGAAAAUGUAUGCUGGAAAGUUAUCAAGCAUGUCCAUUGAAUCUGCAUGCCGAUAAUGUAACCAUGUAGCCAAUGGAAAAACGCCAUUGAUAACGUUCUUAGUGUGGGAUUCAAAAUUCAUGCAUGAAUUCUUUAGACUAGUCUUGGUAACAUAUCUGGCUGUUUCCAUUCUCAACAGGAUGUACAGCAGAUUCAAAGGGAAAGGACAUGUCAACAUAUUCUUCUGUUGUACGCCUACGCACUUAAAGCUUGAAAUCUUAUAUCACACACUGAAUAGGGACAAUGUUGGUUUUUCCUUUGUGUACCUGUGGAUUAUAUGUAGGUCCUCACGUUUUAGCUAUCAUAGUGAAAAUGCUUUGGAACCUCAAAUAAAUCUAUUUGCUUAGUGUAUACAGAAAUAUUAUUUAGUAAGUGAGUCAAGAUUGUUUUCGGUUCAUUGAG